This is a messenger RNA of Fusarium coffeatum, 1656 nucleotides long. RefSeq lists its product as uncharacterized. The record is from RefSeq and is a predicted model, not a curated record. Gene Ontology annotation, molecular function: DNA-binding transcription factor activity, RNA polymerase II-specific; zinc ion binding; RNA polymerase II cis-regulatory region sequence-specific DNA binding. NCBI's taxonomy places the organism in Eukaryota, Fungi, Ascomycota, Sordariomycetes, Hypocreales, Nectriaceae. Bases 1 to 1656 code for a protein of 551 amino acids. Gene Ontology annotation, cellular component: nucleus. Gene Ontology annotation, biological process: DNA-templated transcription; positive regulation of transcription from RNA polymerase II promoter by galactose. The transcript has a single exon.
AUGCUCAUCCAUCUCGCAAGCAAUCUAGAGUUGCGUGAGCAGCCAAACAUUGCGCAAGACUCUUCCAGACUUUUGGCUCCGCUGACAGGGGCUGCCGAUGAAGUCUUUUAUCUGUCCCCGAUUCAAGAGGAAUACUUCCUGAGCUUGUACUGGGAGACCUAUCACACAUCAUUAUACGCCAUCGUCGAUGAGGCGAGCUUCAAGUCGCACGUUCAGAGUCUUUACGUUGAUGUUCCCCCAGGGCUACCCAGAAAGCAAUCGGCGCUAGUGGAUAUCAUCAUCGCCAUGUGUAUGCAAUAUCAUGUCUCCUCUCGACCUACUGGAGACAAGACGAACAUUGUGGAAGACAACGACGCAACGCUGGCUGGUCGGUGGUACUAUAGGCGAGCUCAGACGCUCUUAGCUUGCGAAGUCGAAAGCCCCUCGCUAUCAACGCUACAGUGCCAUCUACUAUGUGGCGUGUACGUCUGUGUGGGAUCGUUUCACAAUAUGGCGGAUAGUAUUUGUUCUCUUGCUGUUCGGACAGCUUAUAUGCUUGGAUUACAUCUAGAUCCACCGUCCAAUUUGCCUUCACGAGAACAAGAGCUACGGAGACGCUUGUGGUGGUCUGUCUUCGAACUCGACACCAAGGUCGGUAUCAAAGUCGGCCGUCCGUUCCUCGUUCGUACAACGCAUGCCAUGCCUCAGCUACCCAGCGACAAUCUUGCAGCAGCCAUGGAGUCAGGAUCGACCUUUGCGCCCAUCGGGGGCAAUGCUACCUGGCUGAGCCUCAACUUGCAAAGGUACAAACUCUACCAAGUUGCGCGAGACCUGAACCUGUCUUUCUUCAGCCAGGAGGUUAAAGUCAAGGAUGGCCAAUCUAUUUAUGACGGCUGCCGCACAAUGGACGAUCUUGCUACCAGCUGGGGGCCAAAAGCCGUAACCCUAUUGGACUGGACGAGACAAGUUCCCGACGCCCUCAAGAAUAAGCGAAAAGACGGUAUAGCAUUUUCUGGUGAUGGUUCAGCGCUCGAACUCGAGCAAUACGCACCGCUCUGGCUUCAAAGACAAAGGGUAUGUCUCGAGCUGGAGUACAAUCACUUAUCCAUCAGCCUUCUUCGUCCCUUUAUCUCAUUUUCCGUUCAACACGGGAGCUCAACCAUCGAGAUGGCCGCCAAGUGUGCCCAGCAUGCUAUGGAAUUGACGAAUAUUACCCAUCAAGUCUUGACCACAACAACAAUAAUCACCGGUUGGCAUGAGGCGUUCCAGUGGCAGUGGAGCGCCGCAAUGACGCUAGUUGGCUUUGUUGUAGGCAAUACGCAACAUACCCUAGCACCAAAGGCUCGACAGUCGAUCGGAUUAGCAGUUACAGUUCUCGACUUGUUCGCACCGAGCUUUGACGCUGCGGCAAAAGCAGCCAUUAUCGUCCGAACGUUGCACGCAAAUAUUGAAGCGGUCAUGUCACAGUUUGGGGAAGGUCGAGACGGCAUUCUUGAGUUCUGCAAUGACAAUUCCUUAUUAGGUAAAGAGGUUCUACUACGGGAGGAUGUUCCUAGCCAGUUCGAUGCUAUUGGGGGCGAUUUUGAUCUUUUAGAUAUGGCCAUGCACGUUGACUUCUGGGCAGAGUUGGAUAUGCUUUUGCCAGGCAGUUUUGGGACCGAGGGAAUUGCAUCAUGA